Molecule: messenger RNA, 1438 nt
Organism: Chilo suppressalis (striped riceborer)
Lineage: Eukaryota; Metazoa; Arthropoda; Insecta; Lepidoptera; Crambidae
Source: the annotation of a GenBank genome assembly
CGCGCUCGCAGUCGCACGUGUCGUUACGACUUUAACCGAGCACAGUGUCAUCGCGCAUUUAAUAAAAUUAAAAGAAACGAAAACAUUCUAUUACAUUUUUGUAUAAAAAAUGGAAUUCAGGGUCAUCGAAAGUAGCCUUGGGUUGUGACGAUGGGUCGCGAUGUGAGAUGGUUGCACGUUGAAGACGGGGUGUCUAUAGCACCCCAGCAGCGCCAAUGAUAACCCGGUGCAGCGUGGAGUGCCAGCAUGGCCAACGCGACAGACGCGUACUGCGUGCCAGGUGCCACCGACUUCAACAAGGCCUACAGCCGCAUGCACGGCUAUAUCGCCCUAGUGGUGUGCAUCGUCGGCUCCGCUACCAACUCCAUCAACAUAGCGGUGCUCAGCCGCCGCGAGAUGACCAGCUCCACGAACUCCAUACUCACCGGCCUCGCCGUCGCCGAUCUUCUUGUUAUGCUCGAGUACAUACCCUACGCUCUCCACAUGAACAUCAAGAUAGGACCGCAACUGAACAAGAAUACUUACUCGUGGGCAGUUUUUGUUUACUUCCAUUCCAUCUUCAGUCAAACUUUUCAUACGAUAUCGAUAUGGCUGGCCGUAACGCUUGCGGUGUGGCGAUACGUGGCGAUCGCUUACCCGCAGAAGAAUAGAACUUGGUGUAAUAAGAGAAACACGACUCUAGCUAUAGUGAGUGCAUAUGUUAUAUGUCCAUUUUUGUGUCUUCCGUUUUACUUUGCGAUGAAUAUAGUGCCCAGUGAAGUAACUCCGCAAAAUAAUUCAGAGUUUGCUGAAGAUCUAUCGUUGCCGCAUAAUCGGACCGUGUAUGUGUUGGAAAUGUCCAAGAACGUUGAAUUAGUUACAGCAAUAAUGUGGAUUUACAGUGUCAUAUUAAAACUAGUCCCUAGCAUAGCUUUGUCAAUAUUAAGUUCCUGUUUGAUAUCAAAAUUAACAACAACAGAACGAAAGAGACAGAAUCUACUAAAGCGCUCCACUGUUGGACCAAAUGAGCAGCUCGAAAAGCAGUGCUUAGCGGAAGAGGCAUGCGCUCGCCGGUCGAGCCGCACAGACCGGACCACUCGCAUGCUGCUGGCUGUGCUGGGCUUGUUCCUGUCCACUGAAGUGCCUCAAGGUCUCCUGGGGCUUGCCAGCGCGCUAGCCCCCAACUUUUUCAAGAACUGCUACAGCAUGUUUGGUGAUUUAAUGGACAUGUUGGCGUUGUUCACAUCGUCUGUUAAUUUCGUGCUGUACUGCAGUAUGAGCAGACAAUUUCGGUGUACGUUCGCGAGGCUGGCGCGACGGAUGCUGUCGGCUGCGGAAGAGCCAGCCAAACUAGCGACCAAGAUGGAGCCCACAACGCAGGUCACCGGGCCGCUAUAGCGACAGAUACCCGCCCUAAUAAGGGUGGUGGAAGAGAGUAUAAUAUAAGUAUGCAAAGGUA